GAUGGAGGCAGGAGCACUCGUCCUGCUGCUGUUGGCUUUACUGGGCUCUGCGUCCACUCUCAGCUUCUAUGGAGACAGUCUGAGCUUCAUGCUUCCAAAGAAGAACAAGGACGGGACUUUCAUGGUGACCUUCCAUCACAGACAGAACGGCCGGAGCAGCUGCCAGGAUCAGUCGUCCUUCAAAUGUGGCGGAGACGUCUGCACCAGCUUUAAUAAGACACGUGUCCUGCAAACAGACAAGGAUGCAACGGGCCAGGGCCGGUGGUGCCAGACUGAAGGACGCACGACAGCGACCGUCUCGACCAAUGAAACCUCCUUCUCUCUGAGGGGCUCCGGCUGCUGCUGGGAGUCCAACGUCAACGGACAAACAAACUGGACGAGUCUGGCACAGCUGGACCUGGGAACUCGCUCUGACUCACGUGCCAUCAACAACUGUCCUGUGACCACGACAGUGUCUCUUAUAAGGGUUCCUCAGAACUGUUUUUCAAGGAUUCGUCUUCUGGCUCAUGAUCCAGACGGAGACGACGUGAGAUGCAGCUUCAGCUCAGGGGUCCCGGUUCCCUCCAACUUUACUCUGGACAAGGCAGCGUGCACACUGACACGAGCAGGUAACAUCUCCGUCGGCGUUCAAGUGUUUGAGCUGAUGCUGGAGGACUUUCCUUCUGGAAACAUCACUGUGACGUACGCAGACGGAUCGUCAGUGGUUCACAACGUCUCCGCCGUGAAGUCGUCACCUCUCUGCAAAGUAAAGCUGCAGUUCUCAGUGCAGGUCCUCCCUCCAGUACCGAGGUGUGAAGUUGGUCAUGUGCAGCCCAUGUUCUUGUCUAAGACUCCGUCACAUGGGGAUGUUCUUCAUGCCACAGUGGGUAAGCAGUUCCAGCUCUACGCCCAAGCGCAGGCUCCCCACAGCAGCAUCCAUGACUUCCAGGUCAGCGGCCCUCAGAACAUGAGCAAAACCUUCAAGGACGACACAGAUGGAAAAGCCGAGGUCACCGUGCAGUGGACGCCGCAGCCCAGCGAUCUGUACAGAUUCGUCCCGUUCUGCUUCACCGCAGAGACCAAUGAAACCCAGUCAGAGAUGAGGUGUGUUGUUGUCAUGGUGACCCAAUCAUCUAUCACUCAAGGCAAGGCCUCUGUUCAAUGCUCACCGAACAAGAUGACGGUGACCCUGGACACUGCGUCCAUGCCUGGCAUCGACAAUAACUUCCUGCAGCUGAACGACCCCUCAUGCUCCCUCACCACCAACGGCUCGCAGAUUACAGGCACCAUGUCGUUCACCGCCUGUGGCACAAAAAUUGAGGACUCAGGGGACUACAUCAGCUUCAAGAAUGAGAUCAACUCCAUUGAGCUGCCCAACGAGGUUAUAACCCGCAGGAGGAAGGUUAAGAUUGGCUUCUCCUGCCAGUUUCCCAAAAUCAUUAGCAUCUCCAGUUACUACAACCUCUACAAGUCCGACUACAUCUUCACCGAGGCCAGCUUUGGCAGCUUUGGCUACACCUUCGAUAUAUUCCCUGAUAGCAACUUUACAAAUAAGGUGGAGGCCAAGGCCUAUCCAGUAGAGGUCAAGCUGCUGGACAUGAUCUACAUGGGCAUUCAAGCUCAGUCGGAACUUCCGGAUGUUAAAGUGUUUGUCGAAUCCUGCAAAGCCACUCCUGAUGACAACCCUGAGAACCCCCUCUUCUACGACCUCAUCAAGAAUGGGUGUCUUAAGGAUGAGACAGUUAAAGUCUUCCCAUCUAAUGCGACUGAGUUCAAAUUUGGGGUUCAAGCCUUCAAAUUUACCGGAAACCUUGAACAGGUGUACAUCACCUGCUCCGUCAUCAUGUGUGAGGCGGCCAGUUCCUUUUCCAGAUGUGCCCAGGGCUGUCAGCCGAGUGCAGCCCGCAGACGCAGACGAGGGCUGAGCACGGAGACAGCUGGCCACUACAUUACCCAGGGUCCUUUGCGGUUUGUCGGGUCGUCUGUGUCCGAAGAGCCAAUGGAUGAUAAAACAAAGAGUGACAAGCCCCUUGCAG
This is a messenger RNA of Paralichthys olivaceus (Japanese flounder), 2015 nucleotides long. The record is from RefSeq and is a predicted model, not a curated record. NCBI's taxonomy places the organism in Eukaryota, Metazoa, Chordata, Actinopteri, Pleuronectiformes, Paralichthyidae.